AUGAAUACAAAAAGCAUAGGCGGACCAUGAUAAUUUCCCCAGAGCGUCUUGAUCCUUUUGCAGAUGGUAGAAGGACAAGAAAAAAAUGAGCCAAUGCCAUAGAAACGCAAAGGGUUAAAGGUUUUACUUUUACUUUUGUUUUGGGUACGCUUUCUAUACUUGGAUCAAAUGUAUUUUUCUGCUCAAAAUACUUUCAAAUUAUUGAAAGUUUUCAUUCCAAAUCCUAGAUUUUUAGGAUUGUUACCCUUGAGAAACUGUUUCUCACACUAGAGCUCCCCCCAUAGUGCUCUAAAUAUAGCUUAGUAAAGGCACCUACUUUGCUCUAAGCAUACUUAAAGUUAAAACAAAAGUAUGUAUACGAAGAGUUUGAUAUUUUUAAUAGUUGGAGUCUGUUUUGCUAAUUUUAGUGUGCAAGUCAGCACAAGGGGCAUAGUGAGCCUGAUGGAAGCUUUCCUCAGGUGAGUGAGUUUCACAAUCAAAAUUAGGUGCCUGUUUCUUAAAAUUAGAUUCUGCUGCAGGUUUACAUACUAGACUUUUCAGCCUGCAUGAAUUAGUAGGGAUAUUCUUUUUUUACUUGCAUAAUUGUAAUUGAUUUAAACAUGUAUGCCAGAAUUCACAGGCCCAUACUAACUGUCCUUAAUUUCUUUCCUACAGCAGUACUGCUAUAUGCCAGUCCUGUCUGCAUUCUUAAGGGUGCAGUUCAACACAUCCUCUCUAGAUUAUGGUGAAAAAGUAUUCCAAAGGAAGUCUUAUCAGAGCUAGUGUCAGAAAGAAUGACACUACCAAUUGGGCAUGAUCUUCAGCAUAGGAAAUGUCUUAGAAUUUUAUUAUUUUUUCCUAAAUUGUGAUGCUAUACUACUUGUAUAGCUAGUUACCACAUUUCUAAAGCAUAGUGUGCCUCUGUGAAUCUUGUUAUAUACUGUUUGGGCUUCUGUAAGAUAUUUUGAAGUUUGAAAAGCAAAUACUGAAACUUUAACCAAGAGACUGACACAUCUCUUUGUACACCACGUUGCUUCUGUGUGCAUCAUAAUAACUGGUAGAAGUAAUAUAUUUAAAGUAAUAUGUUUCCAGUUUUAAUUUAUGCUUUCUAAGAAAUAAAAAUAUGUUUUCUGGGUCAACAAAACUUAAAGCAUGAAGCCCUUUUUAGUAACGUGACAUCAGAAUAAGAUUAUAGGUAUAUUUUUAAAAUCAGAUUUUCUAAACUACAAUUGUUUUAGAACACUGUAUGAAGAACUUAUCUAGUCAUAGUUAUUUGUAGUCAGGAUUUUAACAGCUUGCAACAGGUAAUGUUUUGAAUAUAAAUAUCUUUCCAAAGUGUUACUAAUGGUAAAGAGAUAAUUUUCUAGGCUUCUAUUCUGCUGCUUGAAGUCAGAACUGCUGAUGGAGACAAAGGCACGAAAGUGUACGUAUUCCGGAUUAGCAACCCAGGAACCCAUCACUUCUGAAGACUCUAAACUGUGCUGUCAUUUUGUUUUUAUAUGCAUUAAAAUAUUUGUUUUAAACUGCUGUAGAUGUUUGUGUUCAAACAGGUUAAAUUGAUCAGCAAACUCAAUAAAAAGUAAGAUGUAUAAUUAUUAAAGUUUUCCAUCAAAAAAUAAUUUAAAUGAUUAUGGAAUAACAUAAUAUUUAGAGCAGGGCAGAUAAAUCAGUUGAACCUGCUUAUUUUUUAUUUAUUGUACUCUUUUUCCUGUUGCUGUUCUUUUCUGCAGGAGGGAAAACCCCUGAUCCUAAAAUGAAUGCUAGGACUUACAUGGAUGUAAUGCGAGAACAACACUUGACUAAAGAAGAACGAGAAAUUAGGCAACAGCUAGCAGAAAAAGCUAAAGCUGGAGAACUAAAAGUCGUCAAUGGAGCAGCAGCGUCCCAGCCUCCAUCAAAACGAAAACGGCGUUGGGAUCAAACAGCUGAUCAGACUCCUGGUGCCACUCCCAAAAAACUAUCAAGUUGGGAUCAGGCAGAGACCCCUGGGCAUACUCCUUCCUUAAGAUGGGAUGAGACACCAGGUCGUGCAAAGGGAAGCGAGACUCCUGGAGCAACCCCAGGCUCAAAAAUAUGGGAUCCUACACCUAGCCACACACCAGCGGGAGCUGCUACUCCUGGACGAGGUGAUACACCAGGCCAUGCGACACCAGGCCAUGGAGGCGCAACUUCCAGUGCUCGUAAAAACAGAUGGGAUGAAACCCCCAAAACAGAGAGAGAUACUCCUGGGCAUGGAAGUGGAUGGGCUGAGACUCCUCGAACAGAUCGAGGUGGAGAUUCUAUUGGUGAAACACCGACUCCUGGAGCCAGUAAAAGAAAAUCACGGUGGGAUGAAACACCAGCUAGUCAGAUGGGUGGAAGCACUCCAGUUCUGACCCCUGGAAAGACACCAAUUGGCACACCAGCCAUGAACAUGGCUACCCCUACUCCAGGUCACAUAAUGAGUAUGACUCCUGAACAGCUUCAGGCUUGGCGGUGGGAAAGAGAAAUUGAUGAGAGAAAUCGCCCACUUUCUGAUGAGGAAUUAGAUGCUAUGUUCCCAGAAGGAUAUAAGGUACUUCCUCCUCCAGCUGGUUAUGUUCCUAUUCGAACUCCAGCUCGAAAGCUGACAGCUACUCCAACACCUUUGGGUGGUAUGACUGGUUUCCACAUGCAAACUGAAGAUCGAACUAUGAAAAGUGUUAAUGACCAGCCAUCUGGAAAUCUUCCAUUUUUAAAACCUGAUGAUAUUCAAUACUUUGAUAAACUAUUGGUUGAUGUUGAUGAAUCAACACUUAGUCCAGAAGAGCAAAAAGAGAGAAAAAUAAUGAAGUUGCUUUUAAAAAUUAAGAAUGGAACACCACCAAUGAGAAAGGCUGCAUUGCGUCAGAUUACUGAUAAAGCUCGUGAAUUUGGAGCUGGUCCUUUGUUUAAUCAGAUUCUUCCUCUGCUGAUGUCUCCUACACUUGAGGAUCAAGAGCGUCAUUUACUUGUGAAAGUUAUUGAUAGGAUACUGUACAAACUUGAUGACUUAGUUCGUCCAUAUGUGCAUAAGAUCCUCGUGGUCAUUGAACCGCUAUUGAUUGAUGAAGAUUACUAUGCUAGAGUGGAAGGCCGAGAGAUCAUUUCUAAUUUGGCAAAGGCUGCUGGUCUGGCUACUAUGAUCUCUACCAUGAGACCUGAUAUAGAUAACAUGGAUGAGUAUGUCCGUAACACAACAGCUAGAGCUUUUGCUGUUGUAGCCUCUGCCCUGGGCAUUCCUUCUUUAUUGCCCUUCUUAAAAGCUGUGUGCAAAAGCAAGAAGUCCUGGCAAGCGAGACACACUGGUAUUAAGAUUGUACAACAGAUAGCUAUUCUUAUGGGCUGUGCCAUCUUGCCACAUCUUAGAAGUUUAGUUGAAAUCAUUGAACAUGGUCUUGUGGAUGAGCAGCAGAAAGUUCGGACCAUCAGUGCUUUGGCCAUUGCUGCCUUGGCUGAAGCAGCAACUCCUUAUGGUAUCGAAUCUUUUGAUUCUGUGUUAAAGCCUUUAUGGAAGGGUAUCCGCCAACACAGAGGAAAGGGUUUGGCUGCUUUCUUGAAGGCUAUUGGGUAUCUUAUUCCUCUUAUGGAUGCAGAAUAUGCCAACUACUAUACUAGAGAAGUGAUGUUAAUCCUUAUUCGAGAAUUCCAGUCUCCUGAUGAGGAAAUGAAAAAAAUUGUGCUGAAGGUGGUAAAACAGUGUUGUGGGACAGAUGGUGUAGAAGCAAACUACAUUAAAACAGAGAUUCUUCCUCCCUUUUUUAAACACUUCUGGCAGCACAGGAUGGCUUUGGAUAGAAGAAAUUACCGACAGUUAGUUGAUACUACUGUGGAGUUGGCAAACAAAGUAGGUGCAGCAGAAAUUAUAUCCAGGAUUGUGGAUGAUCUGAAAGAUGAAGCCGAACAGUACAGAAAAAUGGUGAUGGAGACAAUUGAGAAAAUUAUGGGUAAUUUGGGAGCAGCAGAUAUUGAUCAUAAACUUGAAGAACAACUGAUUGAUGGUAUUCUUUAUGCUUUCCAAGAACAGACUACAGAGGACUCAGUAAUGUUGAACGGCUUUGGCACAGUGGUUAAUGCUCUUGGCAAACGAGUCAAACCAUACUUGCCUCAGAUCUGUGGUACAGUUUUGUGGCGUUUAAAUAACAAAUCUGCUAAAGUUAGGCAACAGGCAGCUGACUUGAUUUCUCGAACUGCUGUUGUCAUGAAGACUUGUCAAGAGGAAAAAUUGAUGGGACACUUGGGUGUUGUAUUGUAUGAGUAUUUGGGUGAAGAGUACCCUGAAGUAUUGGGCAGCAUUCUUGGAGCACUGAAGGCCAUUGUAAAUGUCAUAGGUAUGCAUAAGAUGACUCCACCAAUUAAAGAUCUGCUGCCUAGACUCACCCCCAUCUUAAAGAACAGACAUGAAAAAGUACAAGAGAAUUGUAUUGAUCUUGUUGGUCGUAUUGCUGACAGGGGAGCUGAAUAUGUAUCUGCAAGAGAGUGGAUGAGGAUUUGCUUUGAGCUUUUAGAGCUCUUAAAAGCCCACAAAAAGGCUAUUCGUAGAGCCACAGUCAACACAUUUGGUUAUAUUGCAAAGGCCAUUGGCCCUCAUGAUGUAUUGGCUACACUUCUGAACAACCUCAAAGUUCAAGAAAGGCAGAACAGAGUUUGUACCACUGUAGCAAUAGCUAUUGUUGCAGAAACAUGUUCACCCUUUACAGUACUCCCUGCCUUAAUGAAUGAAUACAGAGUUCCUGAACUGAAUGUUCAAAAUGGAGUGUUAAAAUCGCUUUCCUUCUUGUUUGAAUAUAUUGGUGAAAUGGGAAAAGACUACAUUUAUGCCGUAACACCGUUACUUGAAGAUGCUUUAAUGGAUAGAGACCUUGUACACAGACAGACGGCUAGUGCAGUGGUACAGCACAUGUCACUUGGGGUUUAUGGAUUUGGUUGUGAAGAUUCGCUGAAUCACUUGUUGAACUAUGUAUGGCCCAAUGUAUUUGAGACAUCUCCUCAUGUAAUUCAGGCAGUUAUGGGAGCCCUAGAGGGCCUGAGAGUUGCUAUUGGACCAUGUAGAAUGUUGCAAUAUUGUUUACAGGGUCUGUUUCACCCAGCCCGGAAAGUCAGAGAUGUAUAUUGGAAAAUUUACAACUCCAUCUACAUUGGUUCCCAGGACGCUCUCAUAGCACAUUACCCAAGAAUCUACAACGAUGAUAAGAACACCUAUAUUCGUUAUGAACUUGACUAUAUCUUAUAAUUUUAUUGUUUAUUUUGUGUUUAAUGCACAGCUACUUCACACCUUAAACUUGCUUUGAUUUGGUGAUGUAAACUUUUAAACAUUGCAGAUCAGUGUAGAACUGGUCAUAGAGGAAGAGCUAGAAAUCCAGUAGCAUGAUUUUUAAAUAACCUGUCUUUGUUUUUGAUGUUAAACAGUAAAUGCCAGUAGUGACCAAGAACACAGUGAUUAUAUACACUAUACUGGAGGGAUUUCAUUUUUAAUUCAUCUUUAUGAAGAUUUAGAACUCAUUCCUUGUGUUUAAAGGGAAUGUUUAAUUGAGAAAUAAACAUUUGUGUACAAAAUGCUAAUUUGUGUGUGUUUUUUGAACAUGACUUGUAAAAUGCGGAACUUUGAUAAAGUAUUGGUUUAUGUGGAAUAAGUGGCUUAAUUUCAUUUUCUGUCACAUGGUUUAUAGAAAGUAGUUAGCUGAAUAAAAACUAUAUAAAGUGAUGGCAUCUUUGUCAAAAUUCCAUUGUUGUGUUAAUAAUGACAGCAAGAAGAGUAGCCUCAGGGGAUGUUCCCCUCAAACUAGCACAACCAUUCCAUCAUCGUAGAAAAGUAGCACUUUUGCUAAACUGUCUUGAAUAUUUUGUACUUACAUAGCGCCUUUCAUCUCUUGAUUUCUCAAAAUGCUUUAUGAACACAUUUAAAGAAAGUGGUUUAAGUCUUGUCCAACACUUGACAGGUCUGCUGUGUUUAGCAAGUGAGGAAUUUAACUUUACUUCAAAACUGCUUUCUGCCUAUUAGGAGUGAGGAUACCUAAGUAAUGCUGAUAGAACAGGACAAUGUUGGGCUUUUCUCCAUGUUAUAAGCCACUACUCAGCAAUGCAUCAGUAAAUACCUAUUCACCCACUGUAUGCCAGCCACUGUGCUUAUAUGCAGGGGAUGCAAAGGUGCAUGAGACCUGCCCUCUACCUUUAAGAACAGUAUAAUGGAGAAGGGGAGACAAACCUUGUGACAGAUUCCUUAUGUACUGUGAUAAUACACAGUGGCAGCAGCUAAAAUGUCUAGGUUUGCUUAGCUUUGUAUUCAGUAAUAAUAAGUUGAUCUAAGAGUUCAGCAUAAACUGAAUGAAAUGCCAUUUAAUGGUAGAGGAACCAAGCAUUAAGGCAGUACUACACUUAAUUUUUUAAGCAAAUAUGUAAAGUAUAUUUUCAAACUUUUCUAAUGUUAUGGCCCCAAAUUUCUUAGUUUUGGCCUUUUUACUACCUAUACUAUUUUUACUGUUUUGUUUUGUCUCCAUGUGGUAGUACUUCUGUGAACUCUAAAGGGAAAAAAAAUUCUGCAAGCAGCAUUAGUAUAUAACUACUACUGUAAGUAAAACUGCCUAUUGACACUUUAGGAGUUCCUGCUUCAGAAGCUUAGUUAAGAAACAGCUUGUGGCCGGGUGUGGUGGCUCAUGCCUGUAAUCCCAGCACUUUGGGAGGCUGAGGCGGGCGGAUCACGAGGUCAGGAGAUCGAGACCAUCCUGGCUAACGCGGUGAAGUCCCGUCUACUAAAAAUACAAAAAUUAGCCAGGCGUGGUGGCGGGCGCCUGUAGUCCCAGCUACUAGGGAGGCUGAGGCAGGAGAAUGGCUUGAACCCGGGAGGCGGAGCUUGCAGUGAGCCGAGAUAGCGCUGCUACACUCCAGCCUGGGCGACAGAGACUCCGUCUCAAAAAAAAAAAAAAAAUUGACUUUCAACAAAUUGAUAGUGAGCAUUAAGGGUUUCCAAGUUGGAUUUGUAACUCCUCAUCAUUCCUUGUAUGACAACUUUCUGAAUAUAUGUCACUAUGUAGUAAAAUUAAACACUCCAAACUCAUCUUUCUGUUGUUAGAAGUUUUCAGCGGUACUUCCAUGCAACUUUAAAUCUCACUGCUCUCUAUGGUUGAUGUCAAAUGACCUUCAGUAAUGACUGAGAAUUGAAUACAAAUAGAUUACAAAGCCAAAAUUUGAUGUUAAAUGACUCAGGAAAUUUUAGUUGUAUUUUCAAUUCAAGUACUUAGUAGCCUACGUUUGCUUGGCCUCUGGUUCUUUAUGGAAAAUAGGCUUUGUAGUGGCAUUGUGGAGCAAAGGAGACUGUUACACCUUAAUUAACUUUUUUUACUGAUGCAAAUAAUUUGAGGAUAGAGAGGAGGGAAGUAGUGAAAGCUAUGACCUAAAACAUUGGGACCAAAUAGAGGCUCACAGAUAUUUGGAUUAUUUUAUGUGCUUAUUAUUAAAUAAGGAAAGCAUUUUGUGAUAUGUGGAAGACGCUAUGUGAAGUUUUACCUAUCUUCUCAAAGACCUUUUCUUUUGUAUUUUCUUUUGGUGUUUCUUAAAGCCAAACAAAGAAAUGUUCUUAAGGAGACAGGGUGGGUUUUUCUGUGGGCCUUUGUUGGUUUUUCUGUGGGCCAUCGCCCUCUAAUGGAAUUGAUCUCUGGCUGUUUGAUUUUUUUCAUAUUGUAUUUUUAAAAUUUGUUGUACAGUGCCCUGUGAGCACCAAGUACCACUAGAUGAAUAAAACGUAUUAUAUCUAAA
Homo sapiens (human) is the source of this 7728-nucleotide messenger RNA. It is a transcript of the gene SF3B1, whose product is annotated as splicing factor 3b subunit 1. The transcript is spliced from 22 exons. Gene Ontology annotation, cellular component: nuclear lumen; nuclear speck; nucleus. Lineage: Eukaryota; Metazoa; Chordata; Mammalia; Primates; Hominidae. Gene Ontology annotation, biological process: spliceosomal complex assembly; mRNA splicing, via spliceosome. Gene Ontology annotation, molecular function: mRNA binding. Bases 1733 to 5209 code for a protein of 1158 amino acids. The record is from RefSeq and is a predicted model, not a curated record.